AUGAAGGUGCAUGUGUUUGGGGGAGUGUGGAGACCUUCAUGUGCAGCAUUUGCUCUACAACGAACAUUCCAGGAUCACGGAAAAUUUCUUCAUGAGGAGAUCCAGAAGGCGAGCCGCAAUUUCUACGUCGAUGAUCUACUACACUCAGUAGAAUCCCCGGGCAAGGCUACAAUUGUCAUUCAUAGGCUCAGAAAGUUGUUAAACAAGGGAGGAUUCAGGCUCACAAAAUGGUCCUGUAACCAAAAGAGGGUUCUUAAGGAAGUGCCACAGUCGGAGCAGGCCAUGGGAGUGAAGGAAAUCCUAUUAGGCGACAAGUUGCCCACGGAACGAGCGCUGGGCAUUCUGUGGGAUCUGGAAGAGGACGAAUUAGCGGUGCCAAAAAAAACAGAGACGAAGCGGGGUCUCCUAAGAGCAUGA
This is a messenger RNA of Portunus trituberculatus (swimming crab), 417 nucleotides long. RefSeq lists its product as uncharacterized. Lineage: Eukaryota; Metazoa; Arthropoda; Malacostraca; Decapoda; Portunidae. The record is from RefSeq and is a predicted model, not a curated record. The transcript has a single exon. The coding region runs from base 1 to 417 and encodes 138 amino acids.